Leptopilina boulardi is the source of this 396-nucleotide messenger RNA. RefSeq lists its product as uncharacterized. The transcript has a single exon. NCBI's taxonomy places the organism in Eukaryota, Metazoa, Arthropoda, Insecta, Hymenoptera, Figitidae. The annotation marks the transcript as partial. The record is from RefSeq and is a predicted model, not a curated record.
AUGAUUGUUUUGGUCCAGAGAGAAGAAUUUCAAGACGAGAUCGAAAGAAUAAGAAAAAAAGAGACUGUAUCUAAAACAUCGAAGCUUCGCAGAUUGAAUCCCCUCAUCAAGAAUGGACUGCUCAGAGUCGGAGGAAGGAUUCGACACGCUGAUCUUGAGCAUAAUAAAAAAUGUCCUAUCCUUUUACCCGGAAAACAUCCUUUUACCGACCUCUUGAUUCGUCACACCCAUGAAAAACAAUUACACGCGGGAAUAAAUGCGACGUUGUACGCAUUGAGACUAAAUUAUUGGCCGGUGGAUGGAAGAUCGUCUGUGAAAAAAAUUGUACAUAAUUGCGUUAAGUGUUUCCGUGCUAAACCGAGAGAUGUAAAUUAUAUUAUGGGAAAUCUUCCCAAA